AGAUUUUAGCUCAAGUAACAAGAAUCCAUCGAAGACAUCUAAAAAAAUCAUAAGUGAAGAUACUGGUCAGUCAUAAACCAGUUUUGAGCUAGGAUAAAACGAAAACUACCUUUAAUGUAUGGCAUUUGGAGAACGGAUCAGUGAUACUGUUGAUUGGAUUCAGACUAAGAUAAAGAAGCAUGACCAAGCUGCUUGGGAGCAACAUGCAGAGAAGAAGUUGAAAGAUUUUCCUAAAACUUAUACGAACUCCAAGCGAACCAAACUUAAAAAAGAACUUAUCGAUGUGGAUCUUAUUCGAGGCACCAACUUUGAAAAGCCGAAACCAGCUUAUAACUGGAGCAAUAUCGCUUUCUAUGGUCUUUUCAAGCUCAUCUUCCUUCCCCUCUAUUUCAAAUGGUGGGUGGGAAAAACAUCCCGUACAAUGUACUGCGUACUUGUGAUACUGUGGAUACUGCAGAUAGCCAUGGCUGUCCUGGUACUACAAGUUGACCGGGUGGACGAUGUUCUCAUGUGCGAGUCUCUAACACCCAUCGUGUUGUGGCUAGUGGUCGGUUUAACGUUUUGCCAAGCAGUUGCUACAGACAUGAGAAAAGCCCAGAAGAGCGGCAUCUCAACCCUCAUCAAAAAGUCAAAAUCAACAACAAAGAACGUCACGACAUCCAGCUCCAGUAAACCAACCACAAAAUCCCACCUCUCUAAACAGCACAGUCACAGUAAAGGGUUCAACAAGAAAAUGGAUCCCUGUCCGAGUUUACGGCGGAGAGUUGUGCUGAGAAACACUGAGAACCUAAAAGCUAAUAAACCCGGCAUCAAAUCUACGACAGCGUCCACAAUAACGUCCUCCUCGUCCAACACAAACUCCCACGACAUGUUCCCUGAGUACAGUGAACAGGAACACGGCAACCUCAACAUGAACCUCAUCACACCUGAACCUCAUGUUUACAUUAGUGAUAGUGAUACCAGUCCGGAGAAGGCGCGACCCAAUGGAGACGCGUUCCCAACAAAACGGAAACUGAAAGAUUCCGACAGUGAAUCAGAGAUAGAUCACAGAAAACAUCAUGUUCACAGAACCAGAAAAGGACCAGAAGAGACAGCCAGUUCAUCAGAAUCAGAACGUGAGACGGACUCGUCCGAGCACAACGGUAUGACGGAGAGCAUGUGGACUGAAUCAGAAACAGAUUCCCGAACUCCGCUGUUCAAAGUGCGGAAACCUCCAUUCUCCACUAUAAACGAGAACAACACUAUUAACGACAAUAAAGAGCGACAUGAAACUAGUAGCGAGGAACAUGAUACAGACGGAGAGGAUAAGGAGGUUAACGAGCCCAGAUCAGCUACCCCCAGUGGUGAGAGGCUAGAGAACGGUGGAGUAGCCGGAGCAGCACACCGUGACAGUAUAACAGACCACAGCCGCACAGAGAGGAUACGAGUGAAAGUGUGGCUGAACGAUGAGCUUGUUAAGAUUGAGAUGAGCCCCCUUGAGAUAGGAUAUCAGAUUAUAUCUAAAGUGGAGCGUGUAAAGUCAAGUCUGGAGUACGUGUGGCUAGGAAUCAUACUCUCCUUCAUUAUGUCCUUCCUUCCCUUCGUCUUCAGAGCACACAACGCCGAUGUGCAGUCUGGAUUCAGUAUAAAAGCAGUACAAGCCUCUAUAAUUGAGUUGUACGAGGAACCGAUAGAGUUCCAGCUAAUCCACAUAAUAGGGUUCGUCCUCAGUAUGUCCCUCUCCUGCUGCUUCUUUACCCUCUUCGUGGUAGCUGAACGAACGUAUGUACAAAGAUACCUGUACGCCAAGUUCUUUAACGCACUCACAACAAUGAGGCGUGCUAAGCAGUACGGACUACCCCAUUUCAGAUUACGAAGCAUCCAGAAUAUAAAAGCGUGGUUAUCACUCCGCUCCGUCCUGCGGAGAGUUGGUCCACAGCGCAGUGUAGGGAUCAUCAUUACUUCCUCCUUCCUCAUCAUGCUCACCAUCCUGACCGUGGUCUGUGUCCAGUUCUUCAGUAAAGAGCAACUGAUAGUAGUGGAGCUGGAGGACGAAACUGCACGAGGAGACUCAAUGAACAUGUACUUUACAUGGCUCGCAAUAGCCUGGAGCAUGUGCCUCAGCAUCUAUCUUCUCCGUCUCUUCACUCUGGGUAACGAUAUAAACGAGAGGUUUGACAGCCACUCUCUCCUUAUCACCGAACAGAUUAACCUCUUCUUUUUCAUUCAGCAGUCUCCCCAGAAGAAGGAACAACUCAUGCAGGCUAACCAGGUACUGCAGUUGUCAUCAAAACUUCUAAAAGAGAUCGACAGUCGAGAAACUUCCGUCUUCUUCCUUUCCCCUCUUGUUUCUCAAUUUUUGCGAGUCUUCCUUCUUUCUGCUUUCUCCGGGCUGGCAUCCGAAAUCCUCGGUUUCAAACUUAAACUCUGGAAAAUGAUAAAAUAGCCCAGGAUAUCUUAUGUGUUUUUGGUGGGUACGAGACUGAUUUUAAGUUUAUAUAUGUAUAUUGUAUAUAUCUAAUAUAUGAUAAGUUAAUAAUAACAUGGGGGUUAUUUAUUUGAGCGGGUGCUAUAAUUUGCGCAGUUUUCAAUUCUUGCUGCAAGCUUUUGACAACUUUAACACUUUUCAAACAUGAGUGUUUAAAUGCGAUUUUUCACGUCAGUUAUUUCUUUAAAACGUCGUCCGAAAGUAUGCCCGAUGUUUUAAUAAUAUCAAUAUUUUCUUGUUUAUAUUCGAAAUGCUAUGAGCUAUAAAUCCAUAGUCAUGAUAUACUUGAUCAUUAUUAUAUAAUAUAUGUGUACAAAGAUUUUUAUAAAACCUCAUUCAUCUUUAACUUUAGGAAUUGAUGAGAUCGGUCAGAUAUUAUGAAGGUCACUUUUUGGCCAUCGUAAAUACCCUGGACAAUGGACAUUCAUAUUGAAAAAUAUAUAUUUAAUCUUCGCACAGGAUAUUUGUAGGUUAUUUAAUCGUAUACAUAACCUUCAGUGACCUUGACCUCCUAAUACCUAACAAAAUGUGAACGAUCCCUGGGUUUACUUUGACUCUACAUUUUGUAUUAUAUCCUAAUGAUUGAUUUUAAUAUUAUUGUUUGUAACUUUCUUAAGAUUUUUACGAUACGAUCAUCGAAAUACCAUCCUUUAAAAGAUGUUUCUUCCCUAGAUACCAAAAAGAAAGAAUGCCAGCAAGUUGCUAUUGCUUUAUUGCGAACAGAAGUUAAUGUUUGAGCUGGUAUUAUUGUUUUAAACAAAUGCUGAGCAGUGUGUGUAACUGAGUUAUCAGUUUUAUUAA
Bolinopsis microptera is the source of this 3268-nucleotide messenger RNA. Its product is annotated as protein PHTF1-like. The transcript is spliced from 19 exons. The record is from RefSeq and is a predicted model, not a curated record. The coding region runs from base 119 to 2425 and encodes 768 amino acids. Gene Ontology annotation, cellular component: endoplasmic reticulum. NCBI's taxonomy places the organism in Eukaryota, Metazoa, Ctenophora, Tentaculata, Lobata, Bolinopsidae.